This is a messenger RNA of Gasterosteus aculeatus aculeatus (three-spined stickleback), 2465 nucleotides long. The record is from RefSeq and is a predicted model, not a curated record. Lineage: Eukaryota; Metazoa; Chordata; Actinopteri; Perciformes; Gasterosteidae.
GGAUAUCACAAACAUGAGAAAUGAAACUGAAACUGCCCGAUCAGAUUGCCAGGUUCGUUAAUCCGUACCCAUUUAUAUGCGCGUCUAAUAUGCAUUUUAAUUCUGGUGUCUGUGAAACUAAGUAAUAACCGUAGUAUUGAACCUGGCUACUUUCUCAAUUACCUCGAGGGAAAAUAUACCGUAAACACAAUAACCACAAAUAGCUUCGCUCAGAGAGCUUAAGGAGUUCGGGGGAUUUUACACAUGCAACCUGGCAACCGCCAAGCAAAGGGCGGUGAAACCAACAGUACGAAGUUCCCCAUCUGCGCUGCAGCCUCGCUUGAACAUUAUGUACUUCAUCUUGCACAAAAAGAAAGAAAUGGACAACAGAAGCAAAGUGGAGUGUGUACUUUGUCAGAAGUGCGAAGAGACGAAAGUAACCGGGGCUUUAUCGACCAAAGACGAAGUCACGGCUCACCAGAACUGUCUGUUAUUUUCCUCGGGCCUCGUCUGCAGUUCUUCUCCGCAGUUCGACGAUCUGUUCGGUUUCUCUGUGGGCGACGUGCUGGCGGAGGUGAAACGAGGCAGCAAACUGAUGUGUUCCAGAUGUCAGCUGAGGGGGGCCACUGCUGGGUGUGAGGUCAGACGCUGCAAGAAGUCCUACCACUACCCGUGUGCUGUGCAACACAAAGCCAACGUUGUGGAAGAUGCAGACAAGGGGAAAUAUGUGCUGUACUGCUCCAAACACAGUGAACCAACUCAAAAUAACAAAAGCUCUGUGAACGGACGUCCCUCCUCCGUCACCGGGUCACAAACCGUGAUUAAAACCAUUAAUCAGAGCGAGGCGGGACCAUCUAAGGUUGGAUUGAUGGGAAUAUCUACUGUAACUGUGAGGCCUUCAAACUCCAAGAGACGGUUGAGUUUCCCAGACAAACAGGAGGGGAUUCCGUCCAAACGUACGCCGAAGGUCUUAACGGAUGAUUCUUCAAAUUCAGAUGAGCCCGAUAAGGACAUGGCGUCAUUUGGCCCCAUAGAGACGGACUCAUUCGAGGCCGAGUUGAUCGGAAAUGGCGACGAGAGUCCCGAUGCUUCCACUUCAGGCCCCCCCGCGGUGAACAGGACCAUGGCUGGGCCCAAAGAUGACGAGGACACGAUCCUCCUUUCAGACGCUGAGUCGGAGAGUCUGCUGCUUCCUGCUUCGCCCUCGAGUCGCUCCGUGCCGACUCUGUACCCCAGCGUGAUUUUGUUAGGCAGCGAGGAGGAGCCGGCGCGGCUAUCAAGCGAAGGGUCCAGUCCCGAUCUGAGCUCCGCUGGGCGCCCCUCCCCUCCUCGCCGCGUUGCCGUUGACGCGACGCCACCCGACACCGCCGGUCUCCCCCUCGCGUCCUGCGCCUCCCCUGCUUUGGCGCCUCCCUCUUCCCCAAAGCCCGGCUUAAACUCCGCCAGCUUCUGGAAAAGCUGCAACGCGGCGGGAUGCACGCAGGGCCUCUUCACGGGUUUCCUUAACGACAUGAACGACAUCUGCAGCAGAAUUCAGUCGGACCGAGCCAGCGGGGAGGAUUACGACCACGCACUAACAGUGAUGACUGUUGACGGGAAGCUGGCAGAGCUCGUGGCCAAGCAGCAGGAAGAGUUACAACGGAAACAAACAGAAUUACAGAAGGCAACAACUGCUAUGAAGGAGGUCGUCUCAGCACUGAAGAUGGGAGUCGGUAUUUAGUCUUCUGUCAAAUUUACUCAAACAGAAAGACGUGUAUGUGGAAAUCUCAAUGUGUUGUUCCUCAAACUGGGUAAAUACAGGAACAGCCCAGCUUCUAUAACGGCAAAUAAACUUAAAGAGCGUCUUAUUUCUCCGCUGAGGAGCAGGAGAUGAUCAUGAGAUCAAAUGUAUUAUACAUAUUUUAUGCUGUCCGUCCUCACUAAAGGUUUCUUCCCAUCAAAUACGUUUUCAUUGUUUGGGGAGUUUUUCCUGUGCCGAUGUGAGGGUUGUCACAUGUGUACAGACCUCUGAGGCAAAUUUUCAAUAUUAAAUGAAUCAUAUAAUCAUGGCAACAGCUGACACCGUCCCACUGCGAGGCUACAAGCCCGACUAAGUUAACAAUAAAUGUAGCGUUGUUACUCUAAAUGUGUCUGCUGGCAGGAGGCUUCAUGAAUGAUGAUCUCAACUCGUAUGUAAAUAAAAAAACAAGCCCAAGAAUAUGAUACAUGUAGGUGACCAUAUAGAACUAGGUUUUAUUAUGUGUGUGAAUGUGUAUGGGAGAAUCAUUAUCCAUUGAAGUUUAUUAAGCGACAAAUAAACCAACUUUACGAAGAGCACGACAUGCUGCUGCUUCCCAGAUGUUCUCUGCAUCGCCACACCAUACAGACAGUGGAUGCUCGGCUGCAGCGUGUGGUGUUCAUCAUUUAACGGGGAAAUCUUGUUAAAUGAUUCCUCAGCGUCUUUGUGGUCUCCCUAUAAAACGUUUAACUGAUGUCGCUUCAAUGAA